Molecule: messenger RNA, 1344 nt
Organism: Lecanosticta acicola
Lineage: Eukaryota; Fungi; Ascomycota; Dothideomycetes; Mycosphaerellales; Mycosphaerellaceae
Source: the annotation of a GenBank genome assembly
AUGACUUCCUGUCGCAUCGAGAGGAAGCGUGCUCAUGACCGAGAGGCUCAGCGGGCGAGCCGCGCCAAGACCAAGGCCUACAUCCAACACCUGGAGAAGACGGUCGCGGAUCUCACGCAGAGCAGCAGCGGAGACGACCGAUCGCGAUCGAAUUACUUGGCGCAACAUGCGACGAAGCAGUCCCAGGAGAUCGAGUCCCUCCAAGGCCUGGUCAAUAAGAUCCGCUCGCUGGUGCAGGACACGGGGGCCAAGUCCGAUCAUGCCUCGCCUCCUUACCAUGAGCAAGCCCGACUCAAGCACGAGGGCUCCACGGUCGAUUCCAAAGUCGACGACAGCGCGACGGUGGACCUCCUCGGCACCCGCUACGACUCCCCACGCAGCGACGACCAAUGGACCGAACUGCCCAGGACUCUCGAGCAAGACGCACCCAAGCACUCCAGGCCCAUGUCGGCCACCCGCAACCUCAUCGUCAUGGGCGUCAACAUGCUAUGCGAAGACUCCGAGGACUGUUCCUUCUUUCCCCGACUCAACGAAGCAAUCUCCAAACUCGAGCAGACGCCCGACAACCUUUCGCUACUGGAAGAGGACCAAGACAUCAUGAUCCGCGCCAUUGUCAGCGGCUGGGAUGCCGCCGAGAGUGUCCAUCACUUCGACAUUGCCUGGCGCUUCAUCCGUGCAUUCGACGAGGGUCUCUGGUACAGAGCUGCCCCUCUCGAGCGCUUGGCCGUGCUCUGGAGACUGCGGAAUAACCUGGUGUACAAGAUCCAGCCCAAGAACCAGGCAAGGAGAAAAAUCUCGAGCUACAUGUACCCUACCCUGGCCCAGAGAGCGAGAGCAGCCCGGCCGCCUGUCGUCGACUAUUUCACCUGGCCGCAAGUCCGAGACGGCCUGCUGAUCGAAGGCAUUGAGCGUUGCCCCGGCAAGUCGACCAUCGCCUUUGCGGAGAAUUUCCGCGUCGACUGGCCCUAUGAGCUCCGCGACGUCUACAAGUACAACAAGAGGAAGGGAGUGUACUGCUUCUCGCACCAGUAUCUCGAGACCAUGGACGACGUCGCUGCCUUCAAGAUGCUCAACCAUACCCUCGUGCCCUACUACACAAACCCAACUCUUGCCCCUACCUUUCCUGUAAGCGAGAUUGACUCGGAUGAGUCCGUAGACGAGGAGCUUCAAGCAACCAGGGAGCCAUCGACCAUCCCCAGCGCAGACGCAUUGAUGCAAGAAGCUUCGAACCCAGACUGGACUGUAGCCUUUCCUGUCGACCUGUCUGAACUCGCCGGGAAUUACGCAUACGAUCCGUUCCCCAGAGCCGAUGUUGCUGGCCUCGCACAGUGGCCCACUUUCUGA